Molecule: messenger RNA, 9065 nt
Organism: Cololabis saira (Pacific saury)
Lineage: Eukaryota; Metazoa; Chordata; Actinopteri; Beloniformes; Belonidae
Gene: nhsb
Product: Nance-Horan syndrome b (congenital cataracts and dental anomalies)
Exons: 13
Coding region: 273-5510 (1745 amino acids)
Biological process (GO): cell differentiation; lens development in camera-type eye
Source: RefSeq, a predicted model, not a curated record
UGUGUGCAUGUGUCAAAGGGAGUGUGAGUGAUCCCCCACAAACCAGCAGCGGGGAUGGAGGAUCUCAAGGAGAAUCUGGGAACUUUGGAUUGACGCCCCGGGAAUAAUAACGCGCGGUCGGCCCGAAAAAACCUCAUCGGGGGCUUUUUUUUUCUCGUGGAUUUACAUAUUUUGGAUGUUGUCUGUUUUCACCGUUUACCCUUUUCUUCUGCGCAGUGGGGAUUUACAUCGGAGCUUGCGGUCUCUUCUAUUAUUAUUUUUGGCGAGCAAAAAUGCCAUUCGCCAAACGGAUUGUGGAGCCGCAGCUUCUGUGCAGACACCCGCUCCCCGGCGAUGAGGGUGCGCUGUUCGAGGACCUGCGUGCCAUCAGCAACGUGGUGCUCUCCCGGACGCUGCGACAGCUGUCCGACCUGGCGCGGCAUGCCUGCUCCUUAUUCCAGGAGCUGGAAAACGACAUCAUGAGCACCAACCAGCGAGUCUGGCUCCUCCAGAACAAAAUAGGCCAGAUCCAGCAGACUGCCAGUGCCCUAGACCCCAAAAAGGAAGCAGUGCCGGUGUCAAACCUGGAUAUCGAGAGCAAGCUGUCGGCUCACUAUCAGGCUCCAUGGCACCAGCAACACAACGUGUUUCAUCCUUGUACCCGAGCGCCGUGUCUGGAGGAACUUCACAGAAAUGCUCAGCUUAGCCUCAGAGCUGUGCACAGAGAUGAGCAACAGCAUCAGAGGUCUUCAAGUAGGGAGAGAAACAGGGUGACCAUCUCUAUCUCAGUGGCACCUCCCAUGCCCACCUUCCCUUCACCACACAGCAUCCGACGGCAGCAGAGGAGUCGCCUGGCACGAGCGCAAGAGAGAGUGGAGAGGGAGCAAGAGUUGGACUAUCAACCCAGGAAGGAGAGGGCUGUGAGAGAAACAGAGAUCCAGACCACACUGAAAAAAGAGAAGUCAGUGAGAGAGGCAGAUGUUCAGGCGAUCCAAAGAAAGUUUGAGUGCUUUUACUCACUUGACACAAUUGAAGGUUGCAUCUUCAUUCCAUGGAAUAAAAAGGCGACAUCGGCAGGAGAUGGUGAAGGUAGUGAAGUGUUGGGAAGCCACAGAGCUAAGGCGUCAGCCGCCAGUGCCCCCUCAACCCUGGAUAAGCAGACCAACUGGUCAAAGGAAAACAUCCCACCAUCGGAUCAGAAGACAUCCAGCGAGUCCCAAGCCAUCUCCUCAUGCAUCAUUCCAAUCAAUGUAACAGGAGUAGGUUUUGAUAGAGAGGCAAGUGCUCGGUGCUCUCUCGUCCACUCCCAGUCGGUUCUUCAGAGGAGAAGAAAACUGAGGAGGAGGAAGACUAUCACAGGAAUACCCAAACGAGUACAACAGGAUAUGGACUCAGAUGAAUCACCUGUGGCAAGAGAGCGCACAGUAAUCAUCCAUGCCAACCCACACCAACUCUCUCUCUGUCAGGAAGACCUCUCAAUUAGUGGUCGCCUACAUCACACUCGUGAUUCUGGCUGCCAGACAGAUGAUUUCCUUAUAGCAUGUACAGCUGCUCCUUCCAGGAGACGUAUCAGAGCUCAGCGUGGCCAUCAGGGAAUUCCCUCCGCUCUGUCCCAUUCCACGGGAAACAUUUCCUCCCUGGGUGACCAGUCAGACUCAACCUACACCACGGCGUUGGUGCACGGUGGACGCUUGCGCUCGCGUAGCCUUCCAAGAGAAGGCGGACGUCUGAUGGACAGUGACGAUGACGAUGACAAUUAUGACGAUGAUGAUGAAGACGAAGAACUGUCUCCAUAUGAAACAGAGGACUUUAUUCCACCCGGGCCCAGUCCAAGAAUGAAGAUGAUGAUGAUGAAGGAUGAAGAAGAGAGUACGGAUGAUCAGGCAGCUCCUGAGCCGCUGCAAAUUGGAAGCUUGAAAAGGUUGCAGCGAUCUGGCGAAAGAGACCGAGGUGGUGGAGGGAGUGUCAGCCCAGAACACAGUUGGAUGGAGAGGGGUCGCUCACGCUUGCCACGCAAGACUGACAUGGGAAGCUGUGAGAUCUCAUCUAGCUCUGAUACUUUCAGUAGCCCUAUUCAUUCAGUGUCAACAACAGGAGUGCUCAGCAGUCACGUGGACCACAAAGAAGACCACCAAUCAUCGAGCGGGAACUGGAGUGGUUCCAGCUCCACAUGCCCCUCACAAACAUCUGAAACCAUCCCCCCACCCUCUUCUCCGCCCCUGACAGGUUCAUCGCACUGUGAUUCAGAGCUAUCACUCAACACCGUUCCCAAUGCCAUGGAUGAGGGAUUCUCCCUUGAUCCGUCAUAUCACUCUGACCUCAGACCCCAAGGGCAAGGCCAUAGAUCAAGCUCGUUUACGUCCUCGGCCACAGACCAGCUGGAUGAUGCAGGAGUCAGCACAGCCAGUGAAGGAGAAUGGACAUACCCUCCAGAUCAGGACCAGACAGAUCCGGACCAAGAUACUGACCAGACCCAAAACUUGAGUCAGAUCCGUGGUUUAGACCAGGAAUAUGGCUCUAAACAAGAUCUAGAAGACCAGACCUGUUUUAGUGAUAAGACGAGCAAUUCUGACAAAGAUCCUAGUGGUCAAUACCAACUUGAAACAGAGAGCUUCUAUUUGUCCUCUGUGAAUUUUAGGGAGUGUAAUCAGACUUACAGAGGGUACAUGUAUAACUAUGCAGACACGGGGCCUUAUUGUGGUCAGUCCAAUACAGUGGCAGCACCAUUAUCGCACGGACAUAACAACCCCCAGCCCUUGGCAGAGUUCAGAUCAGGCAGCAUGACAUUAGGGAGGACUUGUCGUCCCCUGAAGAAAUCGAAAGUCAAACCUCCACCACCUAAGCGGACGUCCUCGCUGAGGGAGACCAGUAGUAGUGUCGAUGUCGGAACUGACACACAAGCAGAUCAGGAUCAGCCAAAGAUGGUUAGUGAACAAGAAAUUACAUUGUCUUCCACAGAUAUGAAAUUGGAACUGGACCUUGAGCUUGGGGGUGCUCCAGAACCAUUACAGACAUCAUGUCUAGUGGCAGAGCCUUUGGGAACCUGGGGCAUGGGACUGGGUGAAACCAUGGACAUCGUAGAACCGAUGUCCUUCAGCUCUGCCGAUACGCAUUCGUUUAAGGAUGAAGGUGCUGUGCAAUCUGACUAUGCAGACCUGUGGCUUCACAACAAUGAGCUUAAGUCCAACAACGGUGAGCACACAUCCAUGUCCAACUCAAGCACAGCCACGGGUACCACUGUGAUGGAGUGUAUGAAGUCACCAGACAGCUCUUCUUCUUCCACAGAAACACACAGCCAGACCAUUGCCCAGACUGCAGAUACCAAGUCAACUAGUCCAAAUCUCCCAGCUGGAGACUUCAAACUGGGGUCCCCUGAGAAACUGGCAGGCCUAGCUUCACCAUCAAGUGGCUAUUCAAGCCAGUCGGAAACCCCAACAUCAACUUUGCCCUCAUCUUCGGCAGCAUUUUUCCCAGGACCGCUGUCUCCAUCAGCGGGCAAAAGGAAGCCCAAAGUGCCAGAGAGGAAGUCUUCGCUUUCUUCCCUGCAACACUUUCCUAGGGAUGGAGCUUCCAUCUCCUCCUGCUAUAAGAGAGACCCGGACUUCCCACCUCCACCCUCUCAACUUGAUCUCAAUGUUCUCCAUGGUGGCUAUGUCAGACACACGUUAUCUCACCGGACACACCACAUGCACACGCUCCACCACAGCAAACACAGAGUGGCAAACGUUUUAGCCACUGGAACUAAGACCCUUGCCCCCGAGACACUAACUAGCAACCCACCAACAAGUUCUAGCUCUGCCUCACUCAUUCCAAGCUCAAAUCUAUUACCAAUAACUCCACCUGCUUCUCGUUCGGUGGAGCACCAUUCUGUUGCUCAUUCAGAUCAACAGAGUAUAUCAACCCCACACCAGGAAACAACGAGUGGAGCAGAGACCGUAACUAGACCCAAAUGUCCUCCCAGUGGUUCUACUCUGGCUCCUCCACCUGCUAACACGAGGCCUCUCCCUCCUCGCAGGCCACCUCCUAGACCGCCCUGCCACGACCACACCUCUUCCCCUGAGCAUUCACAUCCACCUCCACCUGGUCGUCAUCCAGAUGGACCUCCGUCCUAUGAGAGCCUGCUGCUCAGGCAGGACCGCUACGGACCUGGAACCCUCUGGGCGAUGACUGCCUUCAGAACUCGAAUGGACCCAUCAUCAGAGCUCUCAGAGGACAGCUCGCCCUUACACAGACCAGUGCCACGUGCUCCCCACCCUUCACCUGUGGAUCUACACACACAUAUCCACUCACACACAGAGUUUAGAGGACUCAGCCACCCGACGAGACACUCUGAGUUUAGGGUUUUGGGGGAGCGCUCAUUUUCCCAGGAUGAUGACGAUGAGGAGGAGGAGGAGGAGGAAGAGGAGGAGCAGGUGAAGGAGCUGCUGAGGGCUCCGUGCUUUAGGGGAGGAAUGCGACCUGACCACCCCCCACCUCCAGCGUAUGAAUAUGCAGGGGGAUCUCACUCAGACUCAGGGCCCUGGGCUAGUCCAAUCAAAGUGCCUGGCAACACAACAGAGACAUCGCAUCCUUAUCUAAUCAGCGAUGGAAAGAAAGGUGGACAUGAAGUGCAAGAAGAAGAUGAGGAAGUGAUAUCAGGUGCUACCAGAAGUGCCCAUCAACAACAGCUACAGGAAAGCAAAGAUGACUCUACCACUCCUGACACUGAGGAUUACUUUAGUAAAGGGAUGUUGUCUGCCACAGAUUCCACACCCAGUGACAAUUCACUCUCCCCUCUGAUGGAUGACACCAAAGUGGAAGACGGGAUUAUUCUUACAUCACCCAACAAGACCCGAACAACUGAAGACCUCUUCGCCAUGAUACAUAGAUCCAAGAGAAAGGUUCUGGGCCGCAAAGAUUCGGGAGACCUAAAUGCGAAGUCUCGUCUAGGCCCUCCAGCACCAGUGACCCCAAACAAUGUCUCCACCGGCACGGGCACCGGCACCGUCCCCGGCACCGGCGCCAUCCCUCCAGCUCCUCCUCUUAACUUCCCAGCUACCUUAGCUAACGCCGUUGGGUCACAAAGAGCUCCUGUGCCGAUCUACCGCAGCGCUAAGAAGUCUAGCACGUCCAACGAGGAGUUCAAACUGCUGUUGCUGAAGAAAGGGAGCAGGUCCGACUCCAGCUACCGCAUGUCUGCGACAGAGAUUCUAAAGAGCCCGAUCACUCCUAAAAUGCCAGGGGACUCCCUUCAGGAAGGGCCCAAUAAACAGGCUGAGGACCCGCCCUCUUUGCUUCAUGAGCCCCCCAUUGCUGGCUUGGACCAAAUCCAGAUACCAGGCCUUUUUCCAAGGGCCAACUCUGAGAGCUUCACCCCAAAAACCCUUUCCAUGUCAGCUGCAUCUCGACAGGGACGUUCUCGGAUCCCCCCAGUUGCCAACAGCAGUCGCUACAGUACACGCAGUCGCCUCUACACAGCCCCCAUGCAAGCCAUUUCUGAGGGGGAGACAGAAAACUCAGAUGGGAGCCCCCAUGAUGACAGGUCGUCUUAGAACCACCUUAUCAGAGAUGUUGUAUAUUCUUAGCUUAGUCUUAUAUUUCAAAAGGCCUCUUCUCCCUUUCCAAUCUGCGUAAUCAAAACACUUGGAGCAGUUCUUGCAAAGUAAAAGCCUGAUUGCUGCUGAAAUGCACCCAUUUACAGAUCCAAGGGUGAGACUGUUAUGACAUACUGAAUUAAAAAGAUUAUGAUCAUGAAAACGUUGGUGAUAUACCUAAUUCCUAUAUUAUCUGAGGGAUAGCUCUCUCCUUUAUAAGUGCAAGACCUGUUCUGGGUUAAUGAUCUCAAAAAAAAAGAAAAGAAAAGUCCCAAAUGUUUUUAAAAUUAUAAGAAAAGAUAUGAUGUGGACUACAGACAACGUGUGUGUGUGUGUGUGUGCAUGAAGAAGCACACGCAACAUCCGCUGAUAUUUCUACUUCUUGUGUUUUGAGUUGUGUGGAAGCGUGUGUGUCACUUGUAGACUGGUUUCUUAUUCAAACUAAAAAUUCUUAACAUUUAAUACUAUUUUAACUUAUGGUGCCCAAAGGAUCAGCAUAACUUCCCGGAGUCCACACUCAAUAUUUCUGCCAACGAGCAAGGUUUCCUUCAAUGCGGAAGUUACUAACUAAACAACAGUUCAACUCAGCACCAACUUAUCUCUUAUAUUUCCAUCUGAAGACCUGGUCGAGAGAGUCCGUUAGACAGAACCAACCUCCUACUUGUCCACAAAAAUGAUUUCCAAAAAAAUUCAAAAAAAUAAUAACAUGAUGCAUGUAUUUUUGUAAAAUUGCGCCUCAGAACAUGAUGACAAGGUUUCACCAUGUUGCAUGACCUAUGUGGAAACAUCCCCUGGAUUCUGGUUUCUAUCACCAUUCAUGUGGUUCUUUUGUAUUGUAUUGAAAAUUAAUCUUUCACUGCUAAACAUUAGAGUGAGAUGUGCCGGCGAUCUAAAUUGAUCUUUUUGGGAUUUGAGUUUCUAAUAAGAGGGAGCAAGGGCUUGCACCUAUUUGUCUAAGAUACAGGUUCAUUUUAGACAAUCGCACAGUGGCCUUUCUCUAACAGAGGUGGUUGUAAGCAGGGCGUUUGUAAGUCCCUCGACAUGUAAAUGGAGUAGUCGCACGUUCCACCAGAAUUCAUUCGUACAUGUAUUCAAACCCAACCUGGAAAUCAGUCGCUCAGACUGACUUAAAGCUUUUCAAGCUGGUGGCCAAUGUUGCCGCUCCGAUUUGAGGCAGAAAAGGCACAUUUCACAGCAGAUACCAUUGAGAGCAGACGUUGAAAAUGCUUUAGAAGGUCUUCAAUCGGCUUGACUAGUGGUCAAUUUGGAAAGGUUUCACAGAACCAACCUCUCUUUUGCACUUAAUAAUUAUUCAAGAAUAUUCCUUGAAAAGAAGAUAUAUCGUAGAAUGAAAUGCAUACAUAUAUUUGUACUGAAUAUAAAAGUCAUAUCUAUAUAAAAAUGACGAGCAUACAUUUUAUGGGGAAUCAAUCCGAGUGUAGCAAAGAAGAACAGGUCUCACUGACAACAUUACACGAGGGGUUCUUAGCAGUGUACUGUUCUCUUCUCCUUGUUGCCUAUCCUUCAUUUGCACUGACCCAGUAGCAUUAGACAGGUGAAAGCUCAAAGCAGUGGAUGGUGUAGACCACGUUCAAUAACCCUUCAAACCUCAUAUCUCACGAAACCUAAGGGACAGAGGAGACAAGAGGAUGAAAGGACUACUUAAAAGUCAGCAAUUUACCUACAUUAUUGCUGCAGCUUUUCCCAUCCAACCUCCGGCUUUAAGUAAUCCGUAAAAUCUCUCUCAUCCAUCCAAUAAAUGUCACACAUGUAAGGUAUCAUAUGUGUUGCAGAAGGACACUAUUAUCGGUAAAAAGCUUGAUCUCUCACCUGCCUACCACAGCAAACACAACACAUAUACUUCUUAUGUUUAGAGACCGUAGUUCAAUUGAAACCAUUCACUGUAUUCUGUGAAUACCUCAGCAAGAAUAUUACUGUUUUAUUGUAAAUGAUAGAUAGAUAGAUAGAUAGAUAGAUAGAUAGAUAGAUAGAUAGAUAGAUAGAUAGAUAGAUAGAUAGAUAGAUAGAUAGAUAGAUAGAUAGAACACAACUGUUUGAUACUCAGCGAAUCUCAAUUGCAGAACUGACACUGUGUAAGAUGGAGAGUAAAAAGCUGUGAACUGACUAGAAUUUUACAUUCAUCAUAUUUCUGAAGCGCACUUGUUCCUGUCCAUUGUUUUGUUGUGUUUUCUAUCGCAUGCAAUAAUCAAAGGGAGAAAAAAAAAGAAAAGAAAAAAGGAAACCACUAAAUCAUUAUUUUUAUCUGCGGGAUGUAUCCAUGAGGAAAAGAUUUUGUAUUUUUUCUCUUCAAAUGUCAAGUUCAAUAGUGUGUUCUAUAGAUGUACAAACUGUCUGGCUAAUUCUGUUCUGUAUAGUCGUGAUCACAAACAGGGGUUUAUCUUGUACUGUAUAUUUACUCACUGGACAAUCAUGCGUUUAAAGAGACUGUAAAGAAAAUGUUAUAGAAGCUGUCAGGAGGGAGAGUCUGACCACUUGUCGUGCUGGGUCCUAGUCGUGCUGGAGUUCUGGAAAUGGAAAAAAAUAUGUUCCGCGACAAACUGCUAAUUGUGUUAAAAGUUAAUAUCUUGGCAAGUCACUUUGAAUAAAAUGUACAAAUUAAAAAAGAAAGAAAAAGAUUACUCUAAUGGAAAAAAGACAUGUAUUCAUGAAUACAGAAGCUUCUUUGAUCUGAUCAAAAAAAUCAUUGUCUACUUUUGACUCAUAGCUGAAUAUUUUUAUUCCCAUAAAAUAUUAUUACUGAAUAUAAUAAAUUAUUUAGAAAAAAUAAUCCAAAUUAUAUGACCAUUCAUUUCGUGUGAUUUUUCCGUACUGUACCUGAUACUAUUAAGGUAUUUCAAGACUGUUUCCUUUGUUUGUAAAAGCAGUGAAUGGAGGAUUUAUUGACACAAUUUGGUUAGAAAUACCGACUAUGAGGCUGCCGUGCAGACCUAAAACCUAAGACCUGAGCAGCUUGGGAAUACAACAACGCAAGAAUCAGUAACUUUUAUAGACUUUAUUCCCAACCUGUGUGCAAUGUCUGCGUGCAGUUUGCCUGACGAGGAAUUAUGACAACAACCACUUGAUAUUUUUAUUCAGAGGUGUACAGUAUGGAAUGUCACUAAAUAAUUUUUAAAAUAUGUGACAGAGCAGAAAAAAUGUGGACACUAAAAAAAUGUAACUAUUUAAAAAUAGUUCCAUGUUUAAAACUAGCUAGGACUUAACAGAUUUGAAUCACUUUUGUAUUUUUGUAUAAAUCUGUAAAUAAGUUUUUGAAGGAAAAAAAUGUUGCAAAUUCUUUCUUUUGUAAAACAAAUCAAUAAAAGAUUAAAAACAAAAAUGUUUUUUUUUUUUCUUAAGUUUACAUAAUUAUUUCUGAGCCUUUGUAUAUUUUUGGGGCAUUGCAACACCUUCUUGUAUUUAUUCAUUAAUUUUGGGGGAAGCAGCGUUACAACAUUGUGAAAAUCUCCAUUAUUCUCUAUCUAAUUCAUUUUAACAGCUCAUCAGGCUGCUUAA